UACACUGGAGUGGUGCUUCCCUGCAGCAUGGGGCUGUGAUUGUGAUGUGUGCUUUAAUGUAGUUGUAGUUUGGUACCUCUUGUUCUGGAGGUGUGCUUUUACGUUUUGAAGAGCAGAAGAGAGAAGCUCUAGAAGUAGUCAGCAGAGCCAGAGUCACGCACAUACAGUGCUUCUGCUGAUCCAAGUAAGAUCUGCAGGCAGGCAAGCAAGCAGGCAGGCAGGCACAGGCUGUCGCUUACAGCUUGGGACUAAUCUGAAAGCGUUUACCCAGCCAUGGCUACUUCUCCGUGCAGCAGCAGUGGGGUCUCCUCUUCAUCCUCCUCCGGAUUCAGCAUGGACACUGGGCUGGAGAUCAAAACCAAAUCCGUGGAGCAGACUCUCAUCCCUCUGGUAUCUCAGAUAACAACACUUAUCAACCAUAAAGAAAAACCAAAGAAAUCAGAGAAGACUUUGCAGGCAAUUCAGCGGGUUGGCCAGGCUGUCAAUCAAGCUGUGGCGAGGUUUGUAACUGUGGGAGAAACGAUAGGCAAUGAAAACCGUGAGCUGAAAGAGGAAAUGACCUUUGCCUGCAUUGAGGCCAGACGAGCAGGUGAAACUAUUGCCCAACUGACAGACAUGAGAAUUGGGGAAUGUCGAGAUCCUGAUGGACGGGUUGCCAUUUUUACUGACAAGAUGGGAGUGGUAAAAGCAGCCAGACUUCUUCUAUCCUCCGUUACUAAGGUCCUGGUGUUGGCUGACAGGAUUGUUGUUAAGCAAAUUAUCACUUCGAGAAAUAAGGUACUGGCAACAAUGGAGCAACUUGAAAAAGUAAACAGUUUUCAGGAGUUUGUGCAGAUAUUCAGUCAGUUUGGUAAUGAAAUGGUGGAGUUUGCUCAUCUCACCGGGGACAGGCAAAAUGACUUGAAAAAUGAGAAGAAAAAAGCCAGCAUGGCCGCAGCCAGAGCGGUGCUUGAAAAAUGUACUAUGAUGUUACUCACAGCUUCCAAGACUUGCCUCAGGCAUCCGGAUUGUGAAUCAGCCCGUAUUAAUAAAGAAGGUGUCUUUCAAAGAAUGAGACUGGCUUUGGAGCAGGUGAUAGAAAUUGUAACCGAUUCCCGACCGAACGAAGAACCCGAAAUAGCGCCUAUCAGUAUUUAUACAGGCAUCAGAGAGUUUAAGAAUAAAGUUGAAGGACUUAGGGAAAAUCUGUAUUUCCUUUCCAAAGAGAAUCUCUCCACUAUGCUUGAAGUUAUUUUGGAGCAUACAGAGGACUUCACAGACUCGGCCUAUACCAGUCACGAGAACAGAGCACGUAUUCUGGAGCUGUCUAACCAGGCCAAGAUGGAGCUAGAACAGCUGGUUUCAGUGUGGAUGCAAGCUCAAACCCAAAAGACAAAGGACAUUAUGGAAGAUUUAGAAAUAGCUAUACUGAAAACAUGUCAGUGUAUUAUGGACCUGAGGAGGGAACUUCACAGUUCAGCUACAAUACUGGCAGCCGACUUGUUAAAAUUCCAUGCAGACCACAUGGUCCUGAAAGCGCUAAAGAUUGCGGGGGCAGAAGGAAACCUAGAAGCGGUGGCUGAAUAUACAUGCAAGCUAUCUGAACAGAAGGAACAACUUGUUGAAAGCUGUCGGUUGUUGAGACAUGUUUCAGGCACGGAACCACUGGAAAUUACAUGCAUUCAUGCAGAAGACACCUUUCAGGUGACUGGUCCACAGAUUGUGUCUGCUGCAGAAACAUUGGCUCUUCACCCGACCAGUAAAAUUGCAAAAGAAAACCUUGACGUUUUUUGCGAGGCCUGGGAGUCUCAAAUGAGUGAUAUGUCCAUUCUCCUGCGAGAAAUUAAUGAUGUAUUCGAAGGGAGGCGAGGAGAGAAACGAGCCUAUCUUUCACUUCCAAGACCAGGGAAGCAUAGCGGGAAUUUGAAAACAUUGAAGCCGAUGAAGCUAGAUGUGGAGGAACAAGGAAAAAUUGCCAAGUUGGGACUAGAGUUACGUUUGCUAACAUCAGACGUUGACUCAGAGACUGAAAAAUGGGACGAUCAAGAGAAUGAAGUGGUUAGAAAUGGGCAGACCAUGUCCAGUAUGGCUUACACCAUGUACUUAUUCACCAGGGGUGAGGGGUUACUCAAGACCACUCAAGAUUUAUUUCAACAAGCUGAGGUUUUUGCUGCUGCUGGUUUGAAGCUGUCUUCGGUACUCCAUGCAUUUUCAAAUCAGCUUGAAGAUGACGACAAGCCUUUGCUUCUGUUGGAAAUUGAAAAGCUCGUUCCUCUGAGCCAGCAGCUGCAGAUGACAGCCAGGACGCCCGUUCAGGGAAAAGCUGCCACUUUUACCAAGGUUGAUGCAUGUAUUCAGAAAUCAAAAGCUAUCAUGAUGAUUAUAUCCCAAGUUCUCCCAAUCUGCUGCAAGCUGCUACGGAAGUGCAAAGCAGGUAAUGGAUGUUAUCGGAGCCCACAGCUAUGGAGGGAAAAUAAGAUACAGAAUGUCACCCAUGAAGACAGCCUAGAUGGAAAAUCCGUAGAAGCUUUCGGAGUAAAGUCUUUGGAACAUCAUGUAGCUAAUCUGACGUUUUUGGAAAGCAAGUAGUUUACAAUAUAUAUAUAUAUAUAUAUAUAAUAUAUAUAUAUAUAUAUAACCCACAGGGCAUCAGAUGGGCACUGGAGUUCAAAUGCCUAAACUUAGUGCAUAUUAAUGACAGGCAGGGCAGGUUCUGCAAAGAGCAGGGGAAAACGGGACAAUAGAAGUUGACAUCUGAAUAUUUGUUGUACUUUUUCUCAUCAUCCUAUUUGUUACCACUGUACUUAUUGCAGAUUUGUAAGUCGAGUUAAACCAACGGUGAAUGUUUUUGUUCUUCUCGCUCAUUACAAUUUUAAUGCUCAAUCAAAAUCUCUGUUGUGAAUGUCUUAUUGGAAACCUUUUAUCCCAAAGAUGCUGCUAUGGUUUGUAUUAUUGUAAUAUGCAGAAUAUGGUGUCCAUUUGAUAUGUUUCAAUCUGCUACCAACAUUUGUCAUCCUUGCUGGGUUUUGCUUUAUCAUACGUAAUGUAUCUGUUUACCUGUAUCAGGGCAAUGAUUGCUGGGCUGAAGUCCUAAUCAGCGGUCCUUGUUCACAAAGAAAACAGCACACUUUCGUCACAACUUGCACCUCUGCCACUUUUUGGACAAUUUGAGCAAAAUAUGUGUUUUAUUGUAAAUUUGCUGCUGGAAUCUUUAAAAUUAUUCGAGGCAACUUCCUCAGAGAGAACUAUUUUCAGAUUUAGUUUGAUUAGAUAGAAGAAAAAAAAAAGGAUCACUGUGACUUAAGGUUGGUCAUUAUUAUUUUUUGGAAACCUUAGCUGCUGGGUAUGCUGGCCACAAUGAAAGCAUUGUAGACUUCUUAAAAGUUUUUAAUGUUGUCACGCCUGUAGAUUUGCUGAUUUCACUAUUAACUUUCUCUUAUUCAUAGGUUUUGAGAUGCAUGUCAAAAAUAUUUUCUCAGAAUGUAUACCAUAUUUAAGUUUCAUGAAAAUGUCGGUUUUUUACAUUAACAUUUACAAUGUAAGAUUCUAUUUUUAAAAUAAAAUUGUAAUGAAUCUUAA
Molecule: messenger RNA, 3558 nt
Organism: Spea bombifrons (plains spadefoot toad)
Lineage: Eukaryota; Metazoa; Chordata; Amphibia; Anura; Pelobatidae
Gene: CTNNAL1
Product: catenin alpha like 1
Exons: 19
Coding region: 274-2568 (764 amino acids)
Biological process (GO): cell adhesion; Rho protein signal transduction
Molecular function (GO): actin filament binding; cadherin binding
Source: RefSeq, a predicted model, not a curated record